Messenger RNA from Bubalus bubalis (water buffalo), 5924 nucleotides. It is a transcript of the gene FLT4, whose product is annotated as fms related receptor tyrosine kinase 4. The record is from RefSeq and is a predicted model, not a curated record. The coding region runs from base 67 to 4206 and encodes 1379 amino acids. The transcript is spliced from 30 exons. Gene Ontology annotation, biological process: protein phosphorylation; cell surface receptor protein tyrosine kinase signaling pathway; positive regulation of kinase activity. Gene Ontology annotation, molecular function: ATP binding; transmembrane receptor protein tyrosine kinase activity. Gene Ontology annotation, cellular component: signaling receptor complex. Lineage: Eukaryota; Metazoa; Chordata; Mammalia; Artiodactyla; Bovidae.
UGCCUCGCGCCCACACUCAAGCGAGAGCUGCUGUCGCACGUUUGAUCCGCGCCACCGCGGCCGGAGAUGCAGCGGGGUGCCGCGUUGUGCCUGCGCCUGUGGCUCUGCCUCGGACUGCUCGACAACGAGCGUGGCCUGGCCAGUGGCUACUCCAUGACCCCACCAACCCUGAACAUCACGGAAGAGACAUAUGUCAUCAAUUCCAGUGACAGCCUGUCCAUCUCCUGCAGGGGGCAGCACCCCCUGGAGUGGGCCUGGCCCGGGGCUCAGGAUGCGCCAGUCCCAGAGGAGAAAGAUGGUGAGGACACGGGGACCGUGCGAGACUGUGAAGGCACAGAUGCCCGGCCCUACUGCAAGGUUCUGCAGCUGCAGGAGGCCCACGCCAACAACACAGGCAGCUACCGCUGCUACUACAAGUACAUCAAGGCUCGCAUUGAGGGCACCACUGCGGCCAGCACCUACGUGUUUGUGAGAGACUGGGAGCAGCCAUUCAUCAACAAGCCAGACACACUCCUGGUCAACAGGAAGGACUCCACGUGGGUGCCCUGCCUGGUGUCCAUCCCCGGCCUGAACGUCACACUGCGCUCGCAAAGCUCAGCACUGCAGCCUGAUGGACAGGAGGUGGUGUGGGAUGACCGCCGGGGCAUGCGGGUGCCCACCCCUCUGCUGCGCGAUGCCCUGUACCUGCAAUGUGAGACCACCUGGGGCGGCCAGGCCUUCCUGUCCAACCCCUUCGUUGUACACAUCACAGGCAAUGAGCUCUAUGACAUCCAGCUGUUCCCCAAGAGAUCGCUGGAGCUGCUGGUUGGGGAAAAACUAGUCCUGAACUGUACCGUGUGGGCCGAGUUCAACUCAGGUGUCACCUUUGACUGGAACUAUCCAGGGAAGCAGGCGGAGCGGGGUAAGUGGGUGCCAGAGCGGCGCUCCCAGCAGACUCACACAGAGCUCUCCAGCAUCCUCACCAUCCACAACGUCAGCCAGCGUGAUUUGGGCCCGUACGUGUGCCAGGCCAACAAUGGUAUCCAGCAGUUCCAGGAGAGCACUGAGGUCAUUGUGCAUGGUACGGCCUGUCAGGCCACUGGCCCAGUGUGGCCUGGGCUAGAGAAGCCCUUCAUCAGCGUCGAGUGGCUCAAGGGUCCGGUUCUAGAGGCCACGGCAGGAGAUGAGCUGGUGAAGCUGCCCGUGAAGCUGGCGGCUUAUCCCCCACCGGAGUUCCAAUGGUACAAGGACAGAAAGGCAGUGUCCGGGCGCCACAGUCCCCAUGUUCUGGUGCUCAAGGAGGUGACGGAGGCCAGUGCAGGCAUCUACACCCUGGCCCUGUGGAACACCGCGGCUGGCCUGAGGCGUAACAUCAGCCUGGAGCUGGUGGUGAAUGUACCCCCCCACAUCCACGAAAAGGAGGCCUCCUCCCCCAGCAUCUACUCCCGCCAUAGUCGCCAGGCCCUCACCUGCACGGCCUACGGGGUGCCCCCUCCUCUUGGCAUCCAGUGGCACUGGCGGCCAUGGACGCCCUGCAGGACCUUCAGCCAGCGCAGCCUCAGCCAGCGGCGGCAGCAGCGAGACCGAAUGCCACAGUGCCAGGACUGGAGGGAGGUGACCACACAGGAUGCUGUGAACCCCAUUGAGAGCCUGGACACCUGGACGGAGUUUGUGGAGGGCAAAAAUAAGACGGUGAGCAAGCUGGUGAUCCAGGAGGCCAAUGUGUCCGCCAUGUACAAGUGCGUGGUCUUCAACAAAGUGGGCCAGGAUGAGCGGCUCAUCUACUUCUACGUGGCCACCAUCCCCGACGGCUUCAGCAUAGAGUCAGAGCCAUCAGAAGAGCCCCUAGAGGGCCAGGCCGUGCGCCUGAGCUGCCGGGCUGACAACUAUACAUAUGAGCAUUUGCACUGGUACCGCCUCAACCUGUCCACGCUGCAUGACGCGCAGGGGAACCCACUGCUGCUUGACUGCAAGAAUGUGCACCUGUUUGCCACGCCACUAGCCGCCAGCCUGGAGGAGGUGGCGCCCGGGGAGCCCCACGCCACGCUCACCCUCACCAUCCCCAGUGUGGCACCAGAAGACGAAGGCGACUACGUGUGCGAGGUGCAGGACCGGCGCACCCACGACAAGCACUGCCAUAAGAAGUACCUGUCCGUGCAGGCCCUAGAAGCCCCACGGCUCACACAGAACCUAAGCGACCUCCUGGUGAACGUGAGCGAUUCCUUGGAGAUGCGGUGCCCAGUGGCUGGGACGCACGUACCCAGCAUCGUGUGGUACAAAGAUGAGAGGCUGCUGGAAGAAGAGUCCGGAAUCGACCUGGCGGACUCGAACCAGAGGCUGAGCAUCCAGCGCGUGCGCGAGGAGGACGCAGGCCACUAUCUGUGCAGUGUGUGCAACGCCAAGGGCUGCGUCAACUCCUCUGCCAGCGUGGCUGUGGAAGGCUCUGAAGAUAAAGGCAGCAUGGAGAUCGUGAUCCUUGUUGGCACCGGAGUCAUCGCUGUCUUCUUCUGGGUCCUCCUUCUCCUCAUCUUCUGUAACAUGAGGAGGCCAACCCAUGCAGACAUCAAGACUGGCUACUUGUCCAUCAUCAUGGACCCCGGGGAGGUGCCUUUGGAGGAGCAGUGUGAAUACCUGUCCUACGAUGCUAGUCAGUGGGAGUUCCCCCGGGAACGGCUGCACCUCGGCAGAGUCCUCGGCCACGGGGCCUUUGGGAAGGUGGUGGAAGCCUCAGCCUUUGGCAUCAACAAGGGCAGCAGCUGUGACACUGUGGCCGUGAAAAUGCUGAAAGAGGGCGCCACAGCCAGCGAGCAUCGCGCCCUGAUGUCGGAGCUCAAAAUCCUAAUCCACAUUGGUAACCACCUGAACGUGGUCAACCUCCUGGGGGCUUGCACCAAGCCCAAUGGCCCUCUCAUGGUGAUCGUGGAGUUUUGCAAGUAUGGCAAUCUCUCCAACUUCUUGCGCACCAAGCGAGAGGCCUUCAAUCCCUGCGCGGAGAAGUCUGCUGAACAGAGAAGGCGCUUCUGCUCCAUGGUGGAGGGCGCCAAGGCCGACCAGAGGAGGCCAGGGAACUGCGACAUGGCCCUCCUCACAAGGCUCUUAACGGGCAAGGGAGGGGCAGGGCGGGCCGCUCCAGUCCAAGAAGCCAAGGACCUGUGGCUGAGCCCGCUGACCAUGGAAGACCUUGUCUGCUACAGCUUCCAGGUGGCCCGAGGGAUGGAGUUCCUGGCCUCUCGAAAGUGUAUCCACAGGGACCUGGCCGCUCGAAACAUCUUGCUGUCAGAAAGUGACGUGGUGAAGAUCUGUGACUUUGGCCUGGCCCGGGACAUCUACAAGGACCCUGACUAUGUGCGCAAGGGCAGUGCCCGGCUGCCCCUGAAGUGGAUGGCCCCUGAGAGCAUCUUCGACAAGGUGUACACCACACAGAGCGAUGUGUGGUCCUUUGGGGUCCUGCUCUGGGAGAUUUUCUCCCUGGGGGCCUCCCCAUACCCUGGGGUGCAGAUCAAUGAGGAGUUCUGCCAGCGGCUGAAAGAGGGCACCCGGAUGCGGGCCCCAGAGCUAGCCACUCCUGCCAUACGCCACAUCAUGCUGAGCUGCUGGGCAGGAGACCCCAAAGAGAGGCCUGCAUUCUCAGAUCUGGUGGAGAUCCUGGGGAACCUGCUUCAGGGCAGGGCCCAGCAGGAAGAUGACUGCGUGGCUCCUUGUGGUUCUCAGAGCUCAGAGGAAGGCAGCUUCUUGCAGGCAUCCACCACGGCCAUGCACAUCACAGAGACAGAUGCUGACACAGAGGACAGCCCGCUGAGCCUGCACCAGCACAGCCUGGCCGCCAGAUAUUAUAACUGUGUGUCCUUUCCGGGAUGCCUUGCCAGAGGGACACAAACCCAGGGUUCCUCCAGGAUGAAAACGUUUGAGGAAUUUCCCAUGACCCCAACUACCUACAAGGCCAUAGUGGACAGCCAGACGGACAGUGGGAUGGUGCUGGCCUCCGAGGAGUUUGAGCAGCUGGAGAGCAGGCACAGAGAAGAGAGCAGGCUCAGCUGUAAAGGACCAAGCAGGAAUGUGAGCGUGACCACGGCACACCUCGACCCCCAAGGGAGGCGGCGGCCCGACCCGGGGCCCCGGGGCCAGGUGUUCUACAACAGCGAGUACGGGGAGCUGGCGGGGCCCCCGGAGGAGAGUGCCAGCACCCCAGCCGCCCAAUCGCCCUUCUUCACAGACAGCAGCUACUAAAGCAGCUUCGGACAAGCCACCCUGGACCUUGGGCUCUACAGUGGGUGGGGGUCACGCCUGGCCAGUGAACAGAGGGCUAGAGACCCAGGCUGGAAGCUUAUCUCAUCUAGUUUGGGCCAGGAGACAUUUCUUCCUCCUUAGCUAGGAAGAGUAAAACCCAGGCUCCAGUGUUCCCUUCAAUUCCAUCACCAUGCCUGCCCCGGACACCCUGCAGAUCCCUGGGGCCCUCCUCCCCUUCAGAUUCAGAUUCCACUUAGUUCAACAUCCACAAGGGCCAGCUCUGGGCUGAGCACUCUCAUAGGAAAUAAUAUCUCUUUGGGUGUCUCUCUCAGCAUGGUAGAUGGUGUGAUCCCUGACUUCUGAUGAGAAAUAUGAGAAUAACAUAAUAGUCCAGAUCGAACUGUGGUCUCCCAGCCCUGCCCCAAAUACUGCCCCUUCCUGUGGGAAUGGCUUUCUUCAUUUGCCUCUCCAAGGCUCAGACAAGGUGCCAUAUUUCCAACUCAAAGCAACAAAUGAGAAAUUUGAGUGGAGAGGAAUGGAAGUCUCCUUUCCUGAGCCUGACCAAGCAGUUCAGAGUAGCCAUCUCUGCAGUUCCAAACCAGUUACAGCAGCCUUCUUCUCCUGAGUGCUGAGAACUAUUCAACUUUUUUUUUUUUUUUCAUUAGAAUUUCAGAGGCUAUUUGAGCUGCUGUGAAGAAUUUACUUUUAAAAACUUCAGUCUGAAGGGAACCCAGGAAAGGUGUUUCUGAAUCUGGAAAAUUCUUGCCUCUGACACCCAGUCAACUGCUGUCAUAAAAGACCCCACUGUGGCUACCACUUCUUUCUGGAGAAGGCCCCCAGCCGUACCUGCCUGAUCCAGAAUUGGAAGAGUCAUCUGAUGGUCUAGAGCUGCCCAUUGGAAAGCCACCUGGUUCUUCCCUCUGGGGCCUGGAUCUGCUACCCAAGGUGCCACCCAAGCUGUGAACAUCCUUAUGAGAGGCAAAUACUAUGAGUUCCUUCAAGAAAGGCUUUGGGGCUGGCCCAGAGGACCCACCAGUAUUACUGUAUGCCAGGAGGCAAUCCACAGAUGCCCCUACACCCCCAUGGAGGCCCCUGUCUCCUGCCCCCUGAUCUGUACCUGACAUCAGUGGUCUGGCAGGUCAAGCCUCUGCUGCCACAGAACAGUGGAGGGCCCUCUGGAGGCUGGACCAUUCCACACUGCCUGGCCACCCACACCCCAGGAGAAAGACCCUCAUCCCAGUUAGUAUCACGGAGGUUGACACCCCGCUCCCCACCAUGAGACGCUUGCAGGACAGGCGGCCGUGCAGCGAGCAGGGGCGUGCCCGGCAGGAACCACCGCCCACCCCACCCCCACAACCACAUUGUAUAUUGUUCCUUUAAGAUACAUUGAAUGUAAGUGUGGCUGUAACCCUAACUGUCCCCAGGUGUCCUUCUCCCCUGAUAUCACCUUCUUGUAAGACCUGGGUCUCAGGUUUACCUGGUUGAGGUCCAGAGGGUGUUUCAAUCAGAGAAGCAUCUCAAGGACUUCCGUGCAGUGGCCCAGGCCCAAGACCCCUCCCGACAUGUGUCCACCUAUGCUCCUGUCACAUAACUGCACACACGAAAAUGUAUUGAGAAGAAAACCUCCCCCUACCCCUUACAGAACAUAUGCUCCAAAAAGAUAAAGUAUUUAACAAAAGAUAAUAAUAAAUUUGAUGCCAGUCUUGAGUUACAGUGAA